Molecule: messenger RNA, 3043 nt
Organism: Protopterus annectens (West African lungfish)
Lineage: Eukaryota; Metazoa; Chordata; Ceratodontiformes; Protopteridae
Product: scavenger receptor cysteine-rich type 1 protein M130-like
Cellular component (GO): membrane
Source: RefSeq, a predicted model, not a curated record
AUGGAAAGGAAGCAGGCAUCCUGGAAUGAAGGUUCCAUGAUGGAAAGGCAGCAGGCAUCCUGGAAUGAAGGUUCCAUGAUGGAAAGGCAGCAGGCAUCCUGGAAUGAAGGUUCCAUGAUGGAAAGGAAGCAGGCAUCCUGGAAUGAAGAUACUAUUAGGGUAAUUCUGGAUGGUGGAAAAAACAACUGCACUGGAACAGUUAAAGUUGAACGCAAUAAUCUGAAGUCAGAAGUCUGCUCUAACAAGUGGGAUGAAAAUGAUGCCAACUUUGAAAAAUUUGCUAAAGUUGUAUGUAGAGAGCUAAAAUGUGGAACUGCUUAUAAAUUUUCAGUCCUUCCUGAGACAUUCAGAAACAAAACUCUGAUAGACUACGUGAACUGUAAAGGUGAUGAAGAAUUCCUCUGGCAGUGUGAUUUUAUGAAUCAGAAUAAUGCAGACUGUUCAGAGUCAAAGGUUCCUCAAAUUGUCUGCACAGAAAGUUUAAAGGUAAGAUUAGCUGAUGGAGGCAGUCCCUGUGCUGGAAGAGUGGAAGUUUUUUACAAAGAUAAAUGGGGAACAAUCUGUGGCCAAAGCUGGAAUGAUAAAAAUAAAGAUGUUGUAUGCCGGGACCUGCAAUGCGGACGUGCAGAAAAGCCCCAAAAGGAGCUUCAUUUUGGACAUGGAAAUAUCCAGGACAUCUUGUUUGGGAAUGUAGACUGUAAAGGAAAUGAAACUCUCCUAGGGAACUGCUUGUUAACAUUGUUGAAACAAGACCAGUGUCAUUCAAAGACUACAGCUAAAGUUAUCUGCUCAGGACAUAUCAAACUCCGUCUGCAGGGAAAUGAUACCUGCUCUGGCCGAGUAGAAAUUUUUUACAACAAUUACUGGAAUGCGAUACCUGCUAAAAACUGGGAUGAGAAAGCCAGUAAUGUUGCUUGUAAACAGUUGUAUUGCGGUCAGUCCAUAUCCAACAGCACUGAGAGAAGAACAAGUAAUGUGCCAUGGUGGCAAGAGCACUUUGAAUGCACUGGCAAUGAAUCUAGACUACAGUACUGUAUAUGUGGAAAUUCCAGCAAGAACUGCAUGGAAAGUGCAAUGAGCAAUGAUAAAGACAUUGUGGGUGGCAAUAGUCCAACAGACGCUCCAAGACCCAAUGAUACAGAUGUGGCACAAUUCAGUUACACAGAGGUUGCAGUGAUCAAAUGCUCAGAACAAAUCGGUAUACAGCUGGUUUCCGAACGUAAUCAGACUAAGUGUGCUGGAAGAGUGGCAAUUCAUUAUGAAAAUCAGUCAGGAGGAAUUUGUGAUGAGAUGUUCGAUAAUGAUUCUGGCAAGGUAGUCUGCAAGGAACUGAGCUGUGGAGAGUUUGAUUCAUUUUAUCUAAAACAAUAUCAGUCUUCAUUCUCUUGGUUAUCAUCUACUCAGUGCACUGGGGAUGAGAAUUUCCUUUGGCAGUGCUUCUCUAAACGGAAUUUCAUGCAGUGUAACCAUAACAAAUUAGUGCAUGUUGCAUGCUCAGAGAGCGUGCAGGUGAGGCUGACCUAUGGCAGAACCCAAUGUGCUGGAACAGUGGAAGUUUUCAAACGAGAAGAGUGGGGGACUAUCUAUUCCGAGGGUUGGGACAAAAUGGACGCUGAUGUGAUCUGCAGGCAAUUGAACUGUGGAGUAGCCAUAAAAGCCCUGCUGAAUGCAGACUUUGGACAGGGUUUAGGACCAGUUUGGUUAACAGAUGUGCAAUGCUUGGGGAAUGAGCGUUCUUUUUGGAACUGCAAAUCACAGCAUGCAAAAACAAGCACACAUGAGAAUGAUGCCGGAGUAAUUUGUUCAAAUAGCAUUAAAGUACGACUGAAAGAUGAAAGUUGCGAUUCUGGAACAGUGGAAGUUUUCUACGGAAACCAGUGGAUUCCAGUGUGUGCAAGUCAAUGGAAACAAAAAGAAGUCGAUGUCAUUUGUAAUGAAAAGAAUUGUAGUUCACAUAGCCUGCCACCACAAGCAAAUGACUUUACCAAAGGCAAGCUGCGUAGAGAUCUCUGGAUGACCAAUCUUGCCUGUGAUAGUGACAAAACCAAAUUUUCCCACUGCCAAUGGACUAUCACUACAACUAAAUGUGAUAAUAUUGAUGGCAUCAUUUGCAAAUCUUCAGCGUCAAGUGUUUCUAUCUCUACAAUAGUUGGCCUGUCACUAAUGGCUGUCCUGAUACUUGCAAUCAUCGUAGCUGUAACACUGUAUGCAAGCCACUACUACAAAAAAAGAAGAAAAUUUCCAAGACGUUCCUCGCUGGACUCAUCAGAACGCAUAUAUGAACAUGUCAAAAAGAGAGAUGAGACUGAAGAACAAAAAGAGAUGGUCAGCUUGAAAGACUCAGAUGUAUCCGCUAUGCCAGAGAAUGUUGAACCGGAUGAUUAUGAUGAUGUUGAUGGCUCACCAGAAGACAACGAGACUCCACUAAGUGGCAAAUGUGGAUCCGGAGGUGCAUCAAUGGUACAAGAAGUAGAAGUAGAAGAAAUGGAUUAUGAUGAUGUUGAAGAUGACCAAACAGAAAACGUUAAAACUACUAGCAGCAUGCAAUGCAUUUCCCAAGAUACAACACCUGGAGAACCCGAGGAUUAUGAUGAUGUUGGCAAUAACUUGUUAGAAUAUGAAAAUGACAAAAAAGAUCAGUCCAUUUCCACAGGUAACCAAGAUGACAACAGACUAAAUCAUGCUACUCCAUAAUGUGCCUCAAAAUUGUAUAGUCCAAAGAUGGUUUAUAAAGAUUCCUUGAUGUAGCAAAUAUCACCCAGUGGCAUGUAAGCAAAUACUAAUUUAGUUGCUGGGUAUGUUGAAGACACACAAUUGGACUGAAGAGGUAGCAAACUUCCUGUUCCAGAGUUUAGAUUGAAAUAAUGCAUCCUAGUGCUGCAGCAUAUUCCUAGUGAACCUUGUUAAGUGCUAUAUGUUAUUAAACAUUACAAUGCUUGCUAAUUUUUCAAAUUGCAAAUACAAAUUGCAAAUACAAUUUCAUUCAGAAUUUUUAAAUGUGACUAGUAUGAAUCAUUGAGAAAAUAAAAUUUAGUAUUAUGCA